AUGGACACUUUGAAACAGUCUUUUUCUGCAAUGUCCGAAAUGUUUUAUAUAAAGAUGGAUGAGUUUCAACAGGAAUUACAAAAGAACUCAUCUUCCAAAACUACUGUCACCACUUCAUCUAUUGCUGCUGACUUUGGAUCAUUCAAGACAUUCAUUGUGGCUACACUUAAUACUCUGCAGCAUCAGCUUGAAUUUCUUAAGAUGGAAAUGGAUCGCCAGGAAAUGCGGAACAGGCGGAAAAUGCUGCUCUUGCAUGGUAUACCCGAGGCCAAGGCUGAGAAUUUGAUUGCACGAGUUACCACAACGUUCGCCGAACAUUUGGAUUUGCCGAAUUUUUCAAGUUCCAGCAUUAAGGCUAGCUAUCGAUUUGGCCGUUCUUCCAGUACCAAGCCCAGGCCUAUUGUAGUUAAGUUCGCUGAUGUCGUAGUCCGCAAUAAGGUUUGGUUUUCAAAAACAAAAUUUAAGGGCACUGGCUUUACUCAGUCAGAGUUUUUAACUAAGCCUCGUCACAACGCAUUUUUGGAAGCUCGGAAGCGUUUUGGCAUCACCAAUUGUUGGACACGUGAUGGGUUCAUUUAUAUCAUCGGUUUGGACGGGGCUCGUCAUCGAGUGGAAUGCAUAAGGGAGCUUGAGGCGAUUCCAGUGGAGUCGGCGGCGGCAACUGCUGGAUCGCCAGUUCAGAGCCCUGGAGUAGCUUCGAAGAGUCCGGAGACGAGAUUGCCAGUUCCUCGCACUGCUAGGCGAAUGGUUAAAAAGUAGUUUUUAUUUUUAAUUACACUCGCAAUUCCUUUAUUUUAC
Messenger RNA from Pararge aegeria (speckled wood butterfly), 798 nucleotides. RefSeq lists its product as uncharacterized. Bases 1 to 759 code for a protein of 252 amino acids. NCBI's taxonomy places the organism in Eukaryota, Metazoa, Arthropoda, Insecta, Lepidoptera, Nymphalidae. The transcript has a single exon. The record is from RefSeq and is a predicted model, not a curated record.